Sitodiplosis mosellana (orange wheat blossom midge) is the source of this 27085-nucleotide messenger RNA. RefSeq names its product high affinity cGMP-specific 3',5'-cyclic phosphodiesterase 9A. The record is from RefSeq and is a predicted model, not a curated record. Lineage: Eukaryota; Metazoa; Arthropoda; Insecta; Diptera; Cecidomyiidae. Gene Ontology annotation, biological process: cGMP catabolic process. Gene Ontology annotation, molecular function: 3',5'-cyclic-GMP phosphodiesterase activity. Bases 21188 to 24496 code for a protein of 1102 amino acids. The transcript is spliced from 12 exons.
UUCGGAGCGCACAACAAUACAAACCUUCAGCCAGUGAGACCGAAAGGAAUUGUGUUUCGAUUUUGAUCAACGAAAUUUGUUUACAUUUUUUUUUCUGGUGGUCGUGUCUGUUUUCUCUGCGCCUUUUUUUUCUGCUCGGGUGCGAUACGUCGUGCGUUUUGUUUUGAAAUGAAAUUUUAAAUAAGUGUAUAUAGUUGUAGUGAGACAAGCAAAUUGAACUAAUUAUUUUCUUUGAGCAAAGCGUUUUUUUUCACUUCUCUCUGUUCUUCAUGGGCCAAGUUUAAUUGUGUGAACAAUAAUAGCGCUGUAUUUACAUGAUAAUUAAUUAAUGAAUUUAAUUGAAGGAAACCACGACAGUCGAUAUUGUUCUCCACAUGUAUGUUUCGCUUUUAUUUUGCGUUGCGAAUUGCAUUAUAUAUACAUUCACUAUCGCUUAUUCCAUAGACCUCGUACGCAUACAGUGUUUUUUUUUUUAAUUCGUUUUCAAUUUAACGCAAAUUGAUUGAUAAGUGAAAAUAACAAGGACUAUGCGGUUUUACUCCUGCCGCUCAAAUUCAACUGUAUAAUUUGCAGAGAGUUUAAUUUUUCGCGCUGGAAAAAAACUUACUCAUCUGUAGUUGGCAUUUACGAAAAGUGUUCAUUCAUUAUCGAGCAAAAAACAAAAACAAAAAUUUGCCGACGAUAGAAAUAACGUAAAAAUUGUUUAUUUUCUGUUCAGGGCCAUCGAUAAAACACUCGAGUAUAGUGUAUGUGCAUGAGUUUUGUGUUCAUAGAAGCGCGUCAAUGAACUACAACCAUAAAUAGUGAUUACAAUGAAACGGAAAUUUUACGUUAAACGUAAUUGGCCCAAUCUCGGUGAAAAGUGAAUAAUCAUUGUAUGAAAAUCGCAAUGAAUCGACGCCGUGACAUUAUUUGAAGUGUGUUAAAAUUAGGUAUUUCAUUUUCUGUCUACAUUUAUCUAGUUUAAUUAAUUUGUGCAUCACUGGUGCAACCACAUCAACGAUACUGAAUCGAAAAGGCCAACGAUUCACAAUUUUCAUAUUGAAACCAGAAAAAAAGAGCUCGCACACACAACGCUAAUCGAAAAAAAAGGAGAAAAGGCAGAAUAGCAUUCGGAUAGAACUAAAUAUAGUAAUGUGUCUGUCGUGCAACAAUCUAGUGAAUGUAUUUGUGGACUGUGAAUGUGGUUUAGCCCGUCUAUGCGUGAACAAUAUUAAAUUCAUAGCGACACUAAGUCGUCAUUUGUAGACUUUGACUGCUGUUAUUGUUGUUGUUUCUGCUGCGUGUGUGUGCUUUUUUCUCUCUCUCUCUUCUUUCGCUCUCUCACUCAUUUUCUAUAAAAAUUCAAUAUGCGCGCAUUUUACGCUUAGACGGAUUUUCUAAUCAGUGUUUGUAAUAGUUACGUAGUGCUAACAUUGCCACCGACAACCAUUCGGUAUUACAAUUGGACAGAAACAAAAGAAUUUUGAAGAAAAACAAUAAAGUCAACUCAACUCAUCAAUCUGGGUUGUGAGCGUGGAGUGAUAGAGAUCGCGAUAAAUGCGACGAAGGAGAUAAGUCGUUGACGCGCGAACAGUCGUUGUGCGAUGCAUUGAAUGAAAACGAUGCGAUACACAUUUUAAUAUCUCGGUAACGUGCUACUUGCUCGGCAGAUGUGCUUAAGCUGUGCGCGCAUACUUUUAUUCUUGCAAAAAUCAAUCGGAAUUUUUCCUCUUCGAGAUACAUUCGAUUCAGUGAAUUCGCAUUUUUUGUGCUGAAAAAUACAUACAUUUUCCAUUGUUUGUAUUGUGGCUGGCUAUCGUUCAGUCGUUGAAUGCAAUUGAUUAAACGAUACGAAUAGAGAGAGAGAGACGAAGACGACGACGACGACGACUAUUUCGUUAUGUGACAAGUGUUGUUAAACAAGUCGAUAUCACAGGGGAAAAAAGUACACACGACACCGCCAAUGUUUACAGACAGAACUCAUUAAAUAAAACGUAUCGAGCGACGUUCGAUUUUGUACGUUAAUUGUAGGUUUUUUCUGUAUCUCUCCUUUCAUUCGGUUGAUUAUACAGUGCGCGAACCUUAUGCGGUCCAAUUGAAUCAGCAUUUCUUGUGUUUACGUAAUUUGAGCAAAUGCAAAAGCCAUAAAUAAACAUUGAUUAAAUAAUGGUGAUUUGUCUGAUAGCGUAACGCGGUUGAAUAUUGCAAACGCAUCAAAACUGAAGUACUGUGAAAACAACACAAAUGCCGGACAAAGGCCGUCAUCACGUCGAAAGGUGAGUAUUGAAAUAUCCAAUUGGGUCCUACAUCCAUGUUCUCUUUGAUGAAGACUUUUGGAUUAAAUGAAAAAAGAACGAAAAACGAGUUGGAAUCACGAGAAGAAGCGGUAUAAGCGUUCAAUAACUACGCCACGUGCUAUGCAAUCCUUCCGAACAACAACAACAACAACAAACACACAAGAUUUAUUAUAAACAAGUGAUUAGAUUUCAAUGGAAAUUCAGACGGAAGAGUUUUAACGGUUUUAUUUAGGUAGACAAAUUCAAAUUGCUUUCAUGAGCACACAAUUUAUUGGCAAUAAAAAAGACAAAAAAAAAUUCAAGAGCUCGACACCCCUGCCCAACCAUUCAACUCACACAUGUAUAUAAUCUACUUGGUGCGAUCUUUUGAGCAACUUAUCCAAAGGCAGCAUGCGCACAUUUGUAAAUAAAAUUCCAGAAACAACUGCAAAUUCAACGUAAACACGUUGUGAUACAAAGAGUUCCGUCAGAUGAUUUCAGUAUUUGUUCUUUUUUAUCUCUCUCUCUCUCUCUCUCUCUCGCUCUGUCUCCCUUUUAUUUUUGCUUUUCUUUUGUUUUGUUGUCGUCAUAGUGAAUAUGAUAAAACGAUACAUCAACAAUUCAUUUAAUAAAUUAACUCGUUCGUUCACUGGUUUUCAUUCGUCUGCUGUCUGUGAAUAAAUAUAUGCAUAAUCUCCGAUUCAUCCUUUUUUUUACAAUUCUCUUUUACAACCGAAAACCCGAUUGAUUUAUGGUGAAUCGCAUGUGAAGCAUUCGCAACAACAACGAGGAAAAAAAAGCAACGACAACUUAAAAGUGUGCAUUAAAAUAUGCGGCCAGAAACCAAACCAAAACUAUUCAUAUUAUUCAUAUGCCAAUCUAAUUUAAGCGCAAAUGAGUCGAUGUGUGGUGAUUGAGUUCGUUGAAACGUCUGUGGUAAUGGGCACGAGUGUGAUUUCAUUAGUUGUUGAGAUAAAUUAUGUCAACAAGAACAACAUCAUUAUAUUAGGAUAAAGAAUUCGCCGAUUGCCAGUAAUUUAUCACGGCUUUUAUUCGAUUUUAUUAUAUUGACUGAUCCGGUUUAUGUGGCUCAUGUGAUUGGCGCAAGCGCGAGCUCAUUUGUUCGCGACCGCAUCUUGUAGAGCACACAAUAACGUUAAUCUGAUUUGUGAUUUGCAUGUGGCAAAUGAUUUCAAGAAGAAUUCAACACACGGUCAACGAUUGAGCUGAGAAACGGUUUAGUGGUGUGCAAAAAUUUGAGGACACCUUCUUUUAUGUCGGCAUAAAACAGUAAAAUUUGUAAUUAAGUAGAGUUCGAUGCGCAAAAAAAAAAAAUGUUAGCGCCUGGCUGCGUGUAAUUAUAAUUUAUUGUAAACAAGUUUCAUAAAGUUCAGAGUAGGCAAGCUUCAAAGUAACACACUCUGUGAGAAUUGAUGGCAAGAGAACAUUGCAUUGAAGUAGAUUAUUCACAUCUAAAACAAUUUCAUACCUCACAAAAAUGAAACAAUCCCAUUCGACUGCGAAACAGCCUCAACUUUUUUUUACAUUGUUUAAGUUGAUUAUAUUUAGUAUUGACUGUUUUUUUCGUAGAAGCUCAACAUAUAUACACACACACCGAAUAUGGUCAGACAUCUCAAUUUCGAAUCAUUAAGCCAAGGAAUAAGCGAAUGGAAUAUUUCCGCCAUAAUUCAUUUUAAAUGUUGGCUUGUGGAAUAAACUAUCAUUUUGAGAAAGAAAAAAACAUGUAAUAAUUUUAAUGUUGCCAUUGCUGUUUUCAUUUCUUACGCGGCGCGAGUGUGAGAUGGGCCAUUUUCAAGCCCGUGUGCAUACAUUAUGCGUCAAAGUGAACAAUGUGAAUAUAACAUAUGAUUCAGCACGAAAGAACAGUGUAAUAAAGGAAUACAAAUUGAAAUAAUAAAAAUAAUGGCUCUUCAUAUAAAUAAUUUUAUAUGGGGUUUUAUGUGAGCGUGUGAGCUUGUGUGUUUCAGUAGUUAUUGCUGUUAUAGUAUCGCAAUUUCAGUGUUAGAGUCAUAGAGUUAUAGCCAUUAUAAGACGAUAUCGUAGGUUAGACAAAAGGUUCACAGCCGAAAAUAUGAAUUUUGUUUCAACAUUUUUUUGUUUAUUUCUUGUUUGUGAUAUUAUUUAAAAAUUAACCGGUAUAGCCGUUGAUUUGCGAUGUUUCAACCGUGAUAUCUUUACACUUUUGCCUUCUUUCAGAAGAGAACGCGUUCACGUUGUGUUACGUGAGCACAACAGUUGCAAGUUCUAUGCUGGUCGAUGUGGUUUUUUUGUUGUUUCUUUUUAAACAUUGUCACAUGUGCACGGACGAGCGAGACGCGAAUUUAUUUUUUUUAUUUAUACAUAAAUUUUUCUCUCAAACAAUUGAAUGACCUUGAAUUUUCGGUUUCAUUUUUGUUGACGAUGUUACUUAAUCUUUUCGUCCUGUUCAUUUUGCGCUCUAGAGAUCCGCAUACCAUUUAAUAGCCGAUUAACCAGAGGGAACUUGAUUUCUUUUUUAUUAUUCAAAUUUACGGAUGUAGCCGUUUUGUUGGCAAUGGUUUUUUUUUCCUCGUGAAAAUCCAGUCAGAUAUGUCGUUGCGGAGGCAAAAUGCCAAGAAAUUGCGAUUUCUUUUCCCUACUUGCUGGAUGGAUACGAACGACAUAAGGAUAGACAGCAAACAGAAGACAGUAUCGGGCUUGGUUGUCUUGUGUGCGCUGCAUGUAUGUGAUUCGACAUACAAAUGCAUAUUGACGUAAUUGAUGCGUGCAAACGUGCGAGCUAUGUUUUCCUACAUGAAUUACAAUCAACCGCACGCUUAAGCUCCUAUAUAUAUCUGACAAUGGAAAAUCUACUCAUCUCUACAAGUCUGUAAAAUUGUGGUAUUUUUUGUGUGUACUUCUACGCGAUUAUUUCCUUAGCCGGAGAAGUCAUGGCUUUUGCUAAAUACAAUAAAUUAUAAUUGUUUUAUUUAUAUGCUGUUCGUUUAACGUUUUUGCAGUUGCAAAUCGUCUCAGAGAAUGUGUAAGCACACAGCACAUACACGCACACACACACACACACACCCAAAACAAAACAGAACAAAAAUUUAACUGCUGCUGUUGUUCAUGCCACGCGCACGCGCGCACGCGAAUCUGAGUAGCGACCAUUUAUAUUCAAAACGUUCUCUCUCUCAUUAGCUUACAGUUGGGAUGAGAGAUUAGUGAAAAUACAAAGUUUUAAUAGAAACUUGCGCAUUAUAUUUUUUAUGUGUUUCUUGAAAUUUCAAUUUAAUUUUAAAUGCUCAUUUCAAUUGGCGUUGCUCAUGAAAUAUAAUGCUCGCGCUCACAUGUCAGUCACACACAGCAAAAUACAAUGUACGGAAAGAUAGAGCAAAGAAAUAAAAAAAAAACAACUUUGUUUACUUUCAAUUUAUUUGCUUUAUGAAUUGCGCACUCCAAAAUCAAUGGUAAUGGUGAAAAAAGUUGUUGCAAAGUUAAUUUUCACUUGUAAGACGAUUUGCAGUGCAAUUGUUGUUCAAUCAAGAAAAACAUGCGAUUGCAAACGAACACAAAUUCUAAUGGGUACAUAUUCAUUGGAGAAUAGGCACGAUGUGCUCAAGCAAAAUAUGAUGGUGGAUGAUAGUUGAAUAAACAUGUCAUUCGGCAAAACUUUUGUUGAAAAAUUAAUAAACAACUCGAAUGAAAAUAUUGUCCAAAGUGCUAGGCAAAAUCAAUAAAUCUAUCGACUGGUCAUGAUAAACGAAUAUCCUUGUGCGAGUUGCUAAGCAGAGAGAAAAAGAGAGGAACAGUCAAUCUUCAAAUUCAAACAAAGAUUCUUAACAGCUCAUUUCGUUCUUAGUUUGUUACUCUUUUUUUUCAUUACCUUUGGGCUUACCCAAGGAACAAAGAGCAAAGAUAUGACAAACAAAUAACCAAAAUCAAUUGAACGCAAGCAAACGGAGUUCCAAAUAGAAAAGACUUAUAUACGGAUGGAAAUGCGAGUUAAACGCAAAGAACAACGAAGACUGGUGAAGCGAGAUUAUUGCGAUUGUAAAUACAAAUCAAUGUAAAUAAUGACGAACAUUGUGCUGUGUCGAUUGCCAUUCGUUUGUCGCUGUCGUUGACGUCGGACGUCUGUCUUCUCGUUACAUGUGCAUUUUGCAUCAUGCAUUUGUACAUCAUCUGAUUAUCACAUCUUUUACUUGCACACAAACAUCCGUUUAUUGGCAUUCUUUUGUCUCCUUCUCCCUCUUUCUCUCUCUCUCACUGUGUGUUUUCAUUGAGUUUUGCUUGCGGCUAACCAAACAUCGGCAACUGAAAACGAGAUUCCUCGCCGAGUCACCGAGUCGGAAAGAAAGCAUUGCACUGCAUUGCACUUGCUGUGUGCACUUCGCUCUCUGCAAUGCAUAUCAAACAAAAUACAGUACAUAUUCGACAUUGCUGUUUAAUUUAUUUGCUCAAACCAAACCGGAAUCAGUUUUUCAGUGGCUGUUUCUAUUUGCAGUGUUUGGGUUCCGAUGUCGUUUCAUUUCUUUCUCCGCUGCCUAUGUUGUGUUGUUGUAGCUGUUGCUGUUUCCACUCGCAUUCUUUGUUGGAUUUCUAUUCGUAGCAGAACAAUUUCAUAGAUUUGCAUACCGACUCAUCGACAUUUUUCCACAAUUCCCAAUCGAGCACGGACACACUUCCGACAUAACAAAACUUGAGCUGCUCGUGCACCAGAAUGAAUCAUCGAAUUCAGAUCGAUACCGGUUUUUGCACGUUCAAAGUUUCAAUACAUGUAUGUAUGCAUGACGAUGAUGAUAAUGAUGACGACGAUGAUGUGAAUAACCGCUUGAAUCAAUUAUCCCACAUUAUUUUUUUUGUUUCUUUCUACAUCGAUACAUAAUUCAUUAUUUCUCAAUAUUUGUUCUUCGUUUUCCGUCCGUUCAAUUCGAAUCGGCUACAUCCAAGUAUUGUUAAGCAUUGCUAUUUCGCCAAAGAUAUGCUACCGGUUCCACAGACUAUAUAAUAACUUUACAUGUUUUUCCUUGACGCCAUAGCAAGUUUAUGAUUUCAGCGGGACUCGAACAAUUUGCACUGCUGCUGCAGUGGCUGUUGCUGUACGAUCCAUCGCACAAAGAAUUCCGAAUGAACUAUUUUACGGCUACUGAUUUGGUUAUUGCUCUUCAGUUCAUCUUAUUAUUUCCAUCAUGCAAUCCGAUUCAUAAUUUUCCAGUCGACACGUUUCCUACGCUCGCAUUAUCUUUUGCAGCUCAUUCUCCAGAAACGUUCCGUUCUUCUUCCUUUGUUCGUUCUUCGCACACUUUCGCCAUUCUCCAGGGAGGAAAAUGGUGUAUUAACGAUGAUUAUGUUUUGUUUAUCAAUUUCUAGUCUUGAAUUUCAGACUGUGGCCGUUCCUCAGUAGUCUGAGCAAUCGAUUGCCUUUUUAUUCAAAAUUAGAUCGAUUACAUUCUGUUGGAUACGUGUUUUUUCUGAUUUUUUUUUUUUAUCGUGGAAAUACGCCGAUUAAAACCAUCACAGCUCGAAUGGAUUUGUUGCGAUGAAGUGUGAAACAGCAAACAAAACACACACACUUCAUCAAUAAAACACAAUGGACGUGUGUAUCAAACGUAGUGCUUGAAAGAUAAUCGUAUCAUAUUUCAUUAUCUUAUUGUAUUCUCUCUGUGUUUUUUCUUUGAUUGUCAUUUGUGAUACAUCCGAAGUGAUAAGAUAAUUAGUAGUGCUAAUGAAAUCAUUAAAACGACUAUUAAACAGCCGCUUCAAAUGUCUAAUUAAUGCCCAUGUAGUAUUCAAAUGGGUUGAUUCUAAGUUACACCAGAUUUGGCGACUGUUGGUUCCUUGUUUUGCCUUUGAUUUAUAUGUGAAUUGAUCAGGUGAAUUGUACGCAUUUAAUUCAUGUUGUAUUAAACGUUUAACUUAUAGGCAAAGUGACAGUAAAUAUUAUCAAAUAUCUAUAAAUGAUAGAUUAGAUAUCAGAAGUAAAACACAAAGCAAAAAGACGAAUUACAUUCUAAAAUGACAUUUAAUGAACGUGAUUAUGAGUGUGUCGAGUGUGUGCCAUUGUCGGUUUUUUUUUGUUCAUAUUUUAUUCCUCAUCGGUGUGGAUCUACAGCUACACUGCAUGGAACGACAAAUAGUUUUCAUGUAGAUUGUCUACUUAUUAGCUGAAUGUGUACUGAUUUAUUUCAACGUUUUUGGAAUUGUACAAGAAUAAAGCAAACGGUUUAAGCGUCCAAUUGAAAAAUGAGAUCGAUUCUGGUUUCUUUUUUUUUUAUUCCAGCUAGCCUGCUUCCAAGUACACAAUAAAUUGGAGUAUGUCAUGUGGUAACACUUUAUAACACAACUAUGCAUGAAUUUCAUUUGAGCCAAAGGCAUACAGAUCACUGUGUCCGUUAUCAUUCAAUUAAUGUUGAUUAAAUUAAAUUGAAACUGAAAGAAAAUGAUGUUUCUGCACACAGCAACCUUUCAAACAUUGCGCAACUCAUGUUUCAUGCCAAGGAAAAUCAAACAAAUAAGAAAAAAAAAAAAAAGAACAAGAAGAAACAGAACAAGAAACAAAAAAGAAAAAAUAAACGUCAAAGAAGAAAUAGAAUAAAUGCCAUUGCGCUGUGAAUACUUGUCAACGCUAGCUCAUCCUCUUCGCACAAAGAACACAAUCAGCAAAAUCAAGUUAUAAGCUAAAAGCGAAAUUAAGCAAAAAUGCUAAAUGAAAUAAAACGAUUGUCACGUCUCGCUCGCUCUCCUUCUCCCGCCAUCCGUAUCCGUACAUAUCUGGUCUUGCUCGUUGCUCUGCCAAAGACGUUGAAUAAAUUGCACACAUGCGACUUACGAAUGAUGUACAGAAAUUUCUGCUUGUCGACUAGAUUGUGAGAGCUAAAUCAUUUUGAAGCCAUCACAUCCAAUUGAUACCAACAAAUGUCAUUUUAUUCUGCAUUGUUUGUCGCUUUGCAAACGAACGAACGAUGGACACCAAGAUAACAGUCUGCCAUUGAUACGGUGUCAUUUGUGUCGUAAUGAAUCAUUUGAUUCCAUUCCAAAUGCAUUGCCAUCAAGCAGUUCUUUUUUUUAUUCGCCACGUAGCGCGCAACCUUUGACCUCCGAAGGACGUGUCUUUAAGUUAUUACAGAAUUUUAUUAAAAUUCCAUCUGGAUUUCGUUUAUCCAGUCCACUUUGAGAUUUCGGUGCGUUUUAUUUACCGUGGCGAUUGUAGUACUUAAACUGAAGGACUCUCCUAUUCGAAUGAUCGCAGAUAUAUAAGACACACUUGUCUUUUCGAGAGAAAGAGAGAGAGAAAAAAAAGGAAUAAUGGGACUAAUCAACUUGUCAAAUUGGAUACGUUGCUCUGAUGAAUGGCCAAACUGCGUUAGCUUUCUUUUCCCUCUCGCUCUCGCUCUCGCUCUCGUGUUACUCUGUAGACAAAUUGAAAAUGAGGAUGGUAAUGGAUUUUCUUGAAUUCGGCCGAAACAAAAAGAAAUGAAUUGAACCGCUAAAGAACAACAGCAUUAAUGAGAAAAUAUCUAAUUGCGCUGCACCCAAUCGAUUAUAUGAUUAAAAUGCUUGUUUCAUUUUGCCAUGAUGAAGAUAUUGAAAGGCAUGAUCAAUUGAUAAGUGGUCAUAAAAUAAAUAUCAUUAGGCUAAAUUGAUAUUGACUUUCGAUUCGCGCAUACAUUCGACACAAUUAAAUGAUAGACACAACAUUUAUUGACAGUUUAUGUUGUGUAGUUCGCGCGGUAGUGGCGCGAACAGAGCGCAAACGACUCUGACCUCAUGGAUGAAUCCGCCAGCUAUUGUGUGAACUGUGUAUGCGUUCGUUCGUUCGUUCGUUCGUUCAUUUUUUUACUCUUUCUCUUUCUUUUUCUCUCUCUCUCUCUCUCUCUCUCUCUCUCUCUCUCGCUCUCGCUCUUGCUCUCGUUCUGCGUCUCUGUUUCCGUCUUCUUUUACUCGUCGUGCAUUUCGCUCGCUAGCGAUUGAAUGAUAAACGAUCGAAAAAUAUUUGCGGUGAAUUGAAAGCAAAUUUAUGGCUUUGUUUGCACAUGAUUUUAUCACUUGCCUAUUAAUUGGAAGAGAAAACUUGCUCUUGUUUAAUUGUUUUUAUUAUAGUUUGUGCGUGUGCGGUUCGACUGUGCUUCUCUCUGUCUAUCUCGGUCGUAUACUGAACUUUAUAGAUGCGCCGAACGAAGUCAAAAUGAUGAAACACAUUAAUUGUAACUGCAAACAGCGCGCACCACAUGUGUUAUGCCUGAUAGCCUGUCCGCUUGUUCAUGAGGUCCUUGUCGCUCAUUUCGCACCAUUGAAGCGUAAGAUACGCGUCAUCAUCAGCAGCAAAACAGUAUACAAUCAAUUUUUGUUGGUGUUUAGACUGGCAUCGAUUUAGAACUAAACAAUAGUCGAAUCAUUGAGGCAUGACGGUUGGUCAUCCUCUCAUUUGAUGAAGAUAACACUUUGAUUGAAAUACCAGUUGAAUUUUGUUCAUUAAUCAAACCGAAAAACCUGUUUUUGUUGUCACCAUUGGGAAAAUCGAUUGCUACAAACCAGUGCAAUCUGGCCGCAUGCCGGGAAGCCUUUUCGGUUUUGUCAUACUUCAUUGUGAAAAUUGCAUUUGUGGCCAUUUACGACGCCAUUCGAUGGUAAAUUCGAUUUAAUUAGAAACAGCGAUGUGCCUGAAAUUAAUCAACUAUUUCGCUCGAAUGCCGAACCGAACACCACCACUCACUGAUAAUAAUUAUAAUUUAAAAUUCAGGCUGCUCUCUCUCUCUCUCUCUGAGUAUGAAAUUGAGUCAACGUUGAUUUGAAGUUAAUUACGUUCAAUUUAUAUCGCAUAAAUUUAUUGAUUUGCCUCCAUUCAACGUACGUAUUGUGUUCCAAUUGAUGCCUUCUAAUUUUAUUCUAUAAGUUUGUAAGUGUAAUUAUUUUUUGCACGCGAAAAACCAUUAGGAAUGCACAACGCAAUGCUCAUCAAUUAAGCGAAUGAAGCAGCUUCGUGAUACGGGACGUUUCAUUACACAUGUAUACAUUUCAUGUAGUGCUAAAAAACGAGCUGCCGAAGGUUGGACGGCACAAUCAUUUGGUAUGCACACAUUCAUUUCUCGUUAAGCAAAAUUGUGCUCUGAUUUCAGAACCGGCUUGAUUUGAAUCGAGCCGACUGUUUUUGUAAAUGUGUCCAGUGCCUGCGGAUAUAGUUCAAACGGAAUUUAAUCUCACUUUUCGGCAUUUCAAAUCGAUAUCGGUUAUCCGUUUUGAAUUACUUAUGCCAGCAUUUGAAUGCUUUAGUCAAGUCGUAUCGAUUCGAGCGAUGCAUCCAAAUUGCAAUUUGAAUAAUUGAAACUUUUGGGCAUUGCACAAAGAUUCAUUCCGUGAAAAAUGCAAACCAUGUAAUUGUGUGACGAUAAAGUUGCCUUGAGCGCACCCGUGUUGAUUUAAUAUUGUCGUUGCAUUUGCAUUCACACACAGAUAGCGACUCUAUUAAAUGAGUUGAUAAAUGUAUCAAAUGGUUACAUUGAAUGGAAUAAAUUACUUGUAAAAUUGGUUCACAUAGAUAAUGCUCUGCUUGUGAGGUAGAAGAGACUGCACUGCAUUUCAAAGACUUUUUACGCAUAAUUUAUCACCGCUGCAUUUGCAUUUGGAUUUAAUAGCCUGUUGUCGUCGACGGGCUGCACUCCAAACAUUCCGUUUGCCAUUGCGAAGGGCAUUUUACAAGACAAACUUUGCGCACGAAACCCUUCUGCUUACACAGUGAAAUUAGAUUCAAUUUAAUUCCAAUUAUAUUGCAGGCCAUUUUAAAGAGACUUUCCCUCCGCGCAAGCUUUCUGAUUGUAACAUUCAAGUCGAUUUUUCACUUGAAUUUUAAUGAUAGAGUAAACAUUUCAAUUCAUCAAUCCAAACUGAGCUUCAGUCCCCAUCGCGAUUCAAUUGAAUAUAAAAGGAAACCUCGAAAACCUCGCCGCCAAUUAAUUCAAUCAUUGAGCUACAAUUUAAGAAUGGGGAGGACAACAGAUGCUUAAGAACCGAAUGAAUUACGUAAUUUCACCAUUCACUGAAUAGACGCUACGUCUCGUAGCGUCUUUAUCUUGUUGUACACCAUCAGCAUUGCAUCACAACAACGAUCCGCUUCAUCUCAUUUCGCUGCUUCUUAAUUGCGGCAAGUGGUGAACAGGAAAGAUUACAAAAGUACAAGAUUUAUAGGCCAUAAGAAGCAUAAACCGUAUCCAUUUCGUAUGGAUCGCGCACCACCUAUUGAAAAAGAUUCUGAUUUUAGUGGUUGGUGAAACAGCGACACAAAACAACAACCGUCAAACAGAAAUCUGCAAUGAAAAAAAAAACUCGUGCGCGAACAUAAAAUAGCAAUGAAUACAGUCACUGAAUUCACUCGCUGUUUUUCACUCUCCCUCUAUCUCUAUCUCAAUCAUUUGAAUGGAAAAGCCAACAAAAAUGUUUUAAAAGCAUUCAAACAUUUCGACAAAAGCUGCGAAGCAGAAAAAAAGACACAAAAUGAACAAUAAAGUUCAAGUUCUUUUUUGUUGCGAGACGUGACAUUCGUCAAAAAAUGUGGAAAAACGCAAUGGAAAAUGGACUGAAACAAACGGUGUGAUGUCCAUCACGAGUACAAAGAUGUCGAAAGUACGUUACAAAGCUCAAUUCAAAUACCUAAAUUUUUCAGCACAAAAUUGUACUAAUGUAAAUUAAUACGCUUGAUUCUGAAAUGUGAAAAUAGGGCGACGCACGAAGAGAGGAAGAAAGGGAGUUUUUUUUUUUGGUUUCAAUGGUUAACUAAAGAAUAUGUAUCGAUUCCGAGCUGUUGUAUAAUGCGUUGCAAAAACCAGUUCGUUUAAAAACCUGGGAAAAAGUAGGGAUAUCAUAUUGAGAUUUUCCAUUUUUUUGCCGUUUGAACAUUUUUUUUCUCUGUUAGUGUUUGCAGAUUUACAUUCUGUCGUUAUUUCUGCGAACCAUUUUUAUUAUGAAAAUGCUACAGCACAGAAAAGUAGACGGAAUUCAUGGUAAUGACGCGCACGACGAACAGAUACACCGAAAGCUGUCAGCAUAUUUUAACGUUGGUCUUUUCACUUCGUUUUGUCUUUGAGUUUCUGAAUCAAAUAAAAAAAAGUGCAACCAGUGAAAUUAUUAAAAGGAAGAGCAGAAAAAAUGGUUGGGAUGCAGACAAGAAUGAAACGAAAGAAUAAUUCCAAUGACAGCGGUUUAUAUUGGUGAAAUGUGAGAAGGUUGCUGCAAAAACGAUUCGACGAAAGAAAAAAAAAUGAAAAUAGUCCUCUAAUUGAUUUAAUUCCAAGUAAUGGAAUAUGGAGAACAGCAGCAUCAGCAGUAGGCACUAACAGCCAAGAGAAAAAUAUUGUAAUAACUAUUGGAUAAAGAAUUCAUGCUGUGAGAAAAGUCGGCAUUCGACGAACCUCACACUCAAACUGGUGUGUUGCGCUAGAGAUGCCCAAUGUAUGAACAAGGGUUCAAAGACCAGCUUUAAGACUGAUUAUUAUCACUUAAGUAACACUCACAAUGGUUGGAAUGUCUUGUGCUAUUAAGUCAACAAUAAAAGUUUCAUGCAAAUUCAUUCAUCGCUAAAAUGAGAAAAAGCCAAACAAGGCCUCAGCCCAAAUCGUCGAAAUUCGAAAUUUGGUUGCGGCUGAGCGCUUUGCAAUUCGCGCUCAUCAUUCAUUUUCUCAGACAUGAAUUUGUAAAAGUGCAGUCGUCCGUCCAACCGACGUGUUUAUCAUCAAUUUUUCAUUCAUUCUCAUGCUGUGUACAUAUUAAAUGCACGGUUUAUCAUUACGAAUCGAAUGUAAAAUUGAUAUUCCGUUCGCUUGUAAUUAAUUAUAGGGGAUUUAUCACGUACUGAAGUGCUUCACAUCAAAUCAGCCCGCAGACAAAUCCGGCCGAAAUAUCACUCUCUCCCUCUUUCACUCUCGCCUUUGGGCGGUGGCAGUUGCUGCUCUUUGUUAACAUAUUCCCAACCACCAUGAAUAAUACUCAUUUCAUUGGUAUUCCACUUGGUAAAAAGCGAUUUAUGCUUAAUUCCAAACCGAUCAAUAAAUUAUUUUCACAACACAAACGACGAAUUUGUUUAUUGGACUGUAAAAUGCUGUUUGUGUGCUUAAAUAUUUGUGCAUUAUCAACGAUUAGCGAAAGGAUUUUCGAAGCUUUCUUUGCAUCUUGAAAUUUCAUUUUAUUUAACUUCGACUUUGUUGCAUCGCAUUUCGCUGCGGUGCCGAAGGUAAUUGACUUUCAUCGAAUGAAUUAAAAAUUGAUGUCACCUUUAGUUAGAAACUUCUUCGUCGUAUUUUUUAUGUUACAUUUAUUUUCAGCGCAAACUCAUCAUCGAAAACUAGAAACUGUGAGAAAACUCAAAGUCAAAAUUAAAAGUUUCCAACAACCUUUAACUGAUAAGUUAUCCGAUACUUGUUUAAACUUUGCAAUUUUGUUGAAUAUUGACUUCAAAUCACAUGCCAACAACAACGCAUUAUUCCAUCGAUGAUGAUCAUUGAACGAAGACCACAUAAUACAAAUUAACUCCCACAAUUUGGAUGGAAAAUUCAGUUUGAUAAACAUGUUUUCGUCUACGAAAGAGAGGCACCAUUUACUGCCACCGCACAAGCACCACGACACGAAAAAAAAACCCAGUGAAACAUGUCUGCUCGUGUUCGAUUCACUUAAUGGGCAUGUCGACCGAAAUAAUUGUACUGAUUGAAUUUCGAGCCGCGCAAAAUGCGUAUAUUUGGUAUACAAACAAAUCAAUUUGGGGAUAUUUUUAUCUGUCGCAUAUUGCCUUUGUUUUGUUGCUUACGACCGAGCUAUUUCCACUUUGUGAAAAUGACACAUACGCUCAAAGGCACAAUUUUGCAUCAAUUUAUUUGCAAUUGUACCACCACAUUUUUUUUCCAUUUGGGCUCUUUAUUGCGUUUUUUCGUUAUAAAUAAAUUAGUAGAACAAUUUUUUGCGAACGUUAAAUUUUGAAGUAAUUUUUUGUUUAAAUUAAAUAUCGCCUGCAGUUGUGAUUUUGUGUAAUUCAAUUAAUUAAUAUGGGUGGUUUUAAAAACAUGAAUAUAUGAAUUUCUUGGAAGAAGCAUUCAAUAACCAUCUACAUUUGAGCAAACCUACGGAUUAUAUGCACAUUUGUGUGUACAGUUUUAACUGGAAUUGGAAAAUAAUGCUUUUAUUCAAUCGAUUAAACGCCAUUUCGAUCUCCAGUGUUUUUGAAAUUCAAAUAUCACUGAUUUUAUUCAAUUGAAAGUGCACAGCCCAGUUUUACAUUGUUCUGCUUCUGAGAACGUUGGAAUUAAUUGUAAGGACAGUGCUUUCACCCCGUAAGCAACUCAAUAGAGGUGAACUGUUGUUCUAACAAAUUGACUGUGAUUUAUUUCCUGAUAAAAGUAACUUACAAGUAUUUAAAUAUUGAUUCGAUUCAUAAAAUGCUCGAGUUGGGGUCAGGUACGGGUACAUGCGCUGCGACUUUGUAAUCGCCCACCCCAUUUUGUGUCAUUGUUCAGCAAUUGAACUUUGACCUGAAUACUUUCCUUCACAUUCAAGUGGACGAUACAAUACGUCUACGCCAUUUCCAAAAUGGUUCCAACUAAAAAUAUCUUCCUUGUACGAAAACUCUAAAGUUUCUUAUAAACAAAAGACCAUUCUGUACUAUUUUUUCCAGGUAUUUUUUAUAUUCUAUUUGUAGUACACAUCGUAGUGAGGGGUAUUUCGUCUUUAUUCAUUGAAUGGAAUUUUAUAAUUUGAAAUUCUAUCGGUGAAUUUGUAAUUUAAGCUAGAAUGUUCUGCUAAAUGACAAGGCUCUGAAAUCAGAGGUCGCAACGGGACUUUCUCGGGCAAAUUUUUUUUCUCAGAAUUUCUGAAAGAAAAAUAUGUUUUGCCCGAAAGACAUUUCAUCCAUUUUUCACAUUGCAUGCCGAUUCUCCAUUUAUAGCUCGCUCCUUUUCUCAUCUCAUUUCAUUUUGAAGCAGUUUUAAUAUUCUGAAAUUAAAACUAUCACAAAAAGACAAGUUGAACAAAAGAUUUCGUCCCAAUGGCAACACGGAAUGUUAUUUGUACAGUAGCUUGAAUGACGAGAGUGUCGGAAUACCGUUAUGAGAAAAUAUAAGGAGCUGCAGAAAAUAAUCAAUAAGCAAAAAAUUCCAAGGAUCAAACAUUUGGAUUUUUUUUCCAUUUUACUCAAUCUCAAACGAUGCGAGGAAAUAUUGCUAAUGCACUUCCACAUACCUGAAAUACAGCAAGUAAUUGGAUAUAUCAAAGAAAAGAUAUACCGCCUCUGGAUCAGAAUAUAAUGACAAUAUCCAAAAGGCAAUAAACAUGCAAUAGAUACUUUUCAUCUUGGAUUAACAUAAAAAAACCAACAAACAUAGUCCGAUUUGCUCGAACAAAGAAAGAAAAAUAGUAAGCACAUAUUAGAAUGCGAGGAAACGAUGCCAUUUUCUCUUCACGGUUCUAUACAUUGUUUGGAUACGCGUGCAGCAUCGUCCUUUGUGCUUAUACAUACCAUUGAGCAUUCGUUUAUUUCCCGAAGAAACGAGGGCAACAUUUCAUUUCAGUAAAUUUUCAAACCACAUCGUUUAUGAUGCACACAAGUAAAGAAUUUUUCCAUGCAUCUGCGAGAUGUACUUUGGAAUAGUUAUGAAUGGAAAUUGGAACGUUGGUAUAAGCAAUUCUUUGCAGAUCCACUUCUUUCAUAAUUCACUCGGACUGCUGAGCUUCAAUGGUCAUGAAGAAUGAAUGAAAAUAGUCGAAAUGUAGAUUCUAAAAGAGCUACUGCUUCAACUGAUCCAAAAAUCAUUGCGUGUUCAAUGGGUUGAACGAAAAGUUCAUGUUGUCUUGGCAAAUUAGUAAUUUUUUCUGCAUUCCAUUCUGAUUUAAUCUAGCAAAUCCCCUUUUCCACUUCAUUUAAGCAGUGCAUUUUUCAGCACAUUUUUCUCGAAGCUUUUUUCAUUCCGAAAAAAAAAACAUGAACGAAGUGCACUUGAAGUUUGCUUGGUAAUUUUAAACAAAUUUCUCCAUGGUUUUAUUUCUCCAAGCGAAAAAUUGAACUUUUCUUCGUGAUGAAAGCAGGUGAACCACUUAAUUAGAGUGCAGAUUGAUUGUUUUCUAAACAAAAAAGACCAAAGACCUUAUAAACUCGUGUUUCAACAUAGAAUGCUGAAUAUGAUGUAGAAUAAUUUUCGAGAAUGCGCAUCAAAUUGUUCGAAAUUCCAAAAUAAUAUCACAAAUUUACCGUCAACUCUUGCUCAAGGAAAAAAAAAUCGCCAAGUUGCACUCGUUCAAAUAUUUAUACGGAUUUCCAUAAAAAAGUACUUAUUCAAUCAUGGAACGGCUUGUCUGCAUAUUUUGAGAAAUUUUUCGCCAGUGUUUUUCGGUGGUUCAGCAUUUUUUCCAGUCGCUUCAUGAUACAAGUUUAUCUCACAUUUUAAAACGGUGGUGCGGCUACAGGCUACACGUCGAAAGCAAAAAAUGUUUGUUUUUAUGACGCAAUAAAAUGAGUUAGGUUAUUUCAAAGCUGCGCAAUUUUCUGUUUCAUCUUUAAUGGAACUAAGUUCUUGCCACAUGAAAUAUUUCUGGCACUGAAUGCACCACAAAAGACAUUGCAUGUAUAUAUCGCUCGUGGCCAUAUCUCGUUUGAGUGGAUCUUCGGGGCUGAAAAUGUGAUUUAAAUACGAGGAGAAAUGGGGAUACUUGAAAAGUUUCUAAGGUCGUAGUGCAAUUUCAUGACAACAUUAUUUUUUUUUUUAUUCAAACGAAAGGUUCACAGAAUCGCUUCUUCAUUUUUUUUUUUUUCAUUUUCGUUCUUCCUCCAGUUCAAUUUUAUCAUCUUUAUGUCCGUCUGCGCAUCGUUUAAUUUGCAGUAUCAAGGCAACGGUAUGGUUUUUUUUUCAUCUUCUCUUUGUAAUCUCAUGCACGUAAUUCCUUGUGUCGGAUGCAGAUACUUUGGGAUAUUGCUACGUUUCCUUGUUAGUGACUCAAAUUUAUAAUUUUCAUGAUGGACGGGUCAACGAGAAAAUGCGAAAGAAGCACCAAUUGGUCGCAUUGUGUGAGAUGAAUUCAUCCCUGAAAUUGGUGCUUGUUUGUGACGCAUUCAUUGAAUCUGAACGCACAGUCGCACACACACAAAAAGUACAUACUCCAUGGGCAAGGAUGACCAAGUUUGCCUUUUGUGUUCAUUGCUCAUACUUGUUGAAUACUUUGUUGGCUCUCCAUUCGUCUCUCUUUCCACCUUUGAAAUGCCGUCGAAGUACAAUGGCACCAUGCUACUGCAUAGUCGUGCCCAAAUGUAGAGUUCAUAAUCCCACGUAAUUUCACUUGUUGAAAUCAUGCAGUAAAUGUGUGAAUAUGAGGAUGACAUCGGGUACCACAACACUACAUUCGUACUGAAGCGACUAUCAAAAAAAGAGUUUUGGACAUUCGCUCAUUCUUUCAGUCAUAUCAUCAACAAUUUGAAUUAACAUAAUUUCCCUCUUUAGAUUUAUUCAUUCAUUUUUUCUCCCUCUUUCUCUGUCGUAUCGCUUCGAUUCGCUUUUCAUUUGAUUCGGUCGUCGUCUACUUUUUAUGCCAUAGUCAUAAAUAAAUUGCUUCUUUUGAUUUGCUCUUUUUUCGAGUCAGUUCGACCGAGUUUGAUGAGUAUAAUCUGAAACGGAAAAAUAUCUGAAAUGAAUCAUUUCAUGUCAAAUGAUAGACGAGAAUCAAAAUGCUGGCAAACGGCGUCUGUGUGUGCGGCAACUUGCGAUGCUCUUUUCAACUUCAAUACUAUCACUUUUUUGUCGUUAUUCACGUCGCAAGGGAAAUUGGUAUCAGCUUUUGAAAACGUUUCGAUCUACAUCGACAAAAACAAGAAUGGCUUCAUCGGUAAUGAGGACAACGACGAUAAAAUAAAUUGCAACGAUGAUUUUCUAACGCACAGUAAUUAUUAUCAUUACUUUGCAUCAAUUAACAAAUUUGAUAAAUAAACACAAUAAUCAGAAUUUAAUGUGAAAAAUGUCGUCAAAACAAUCAGGCAAAAUGUAAUAUUAAUGUAUACUGCAUACAUGAAAACAAAAAGGCCAAAUUAAUAUUAAUCAUUGUUGUUGGAGGCACUUGCUUUACAUUAGUCGAUGGCAAGCGAAAUUGAAUUGAAUGCAUGCAACGUGUGUUUUGAAUAUGCGUGUGUGUGUGUUGCCCGUUGAUGACAAUGCUGAGCUGAGGAAAAUGAAAAAUAGAAAUGGUCGUUUUAAUUUUGUUUUUAAUGUAUUUAUGAAGAGUUUAACAUUUUUAAUAAUCGUGUUUUGUCAACGGCACCGUCAUGUGAAUAUGCCGUUAAUCAGGGCUGUCAUGCACCUUUGCUUCAGUUCACAUUUAAAUGUAAAGGCACCGCGAGACGGUAGCUUUUCUUUAUAUGGAGAAAGAAUAUUGGAAAAUUUAUGUGCGAAUUGCGCAAGUCAAACGAAUACCAAUACAAUGGUAUGUUCGAGACAAUGUGCGUAUCGUUCACUCUAUCCACUGACUGUUCGGAGUUCAGCCAGUGUUUGAUUCAAUCGCCUCGUUUGAACACCUUUCCAUCACCAGCAGUCAACCGUUUCAUUUUUUCCCUAUGAAAAAGAACAAACGAACGAAAUCCACCGACAAAAUCUCCCGUUUGAAAACGAAACAACCAAAAUACGUUGUACGACGGUCCCAUAUACACUGGGUACUGUGUAAGAGAGAGCAAGAGACGCAAUUGAAAAUGGAAAAUUGUUCGUAGUAUGGAUUCGGGAAAGAGCCGAAGCUACCGUCAGUCGCGUGCUCGCCACGAAUAAUGCUCGAUGUGCAAUUAGAAAAGUUCAAUUUGAAUUUGUCGUUUAGUUUAGUAGCUACAUUUGAUCGGUUAGCAAUGGCAAUGAAUUAAGUGCGCACACAACACACACGCCAGGGAAAGAGAAAAACAAUUAAUGAAAUAAAUGCUGUUUGAAACUUUGUGCGUUCUGAAUUUGGCAGAUAUCGUCCAAUUGGUGGCUGGCACUCGAAUUUAACCAGAAAACUAAAUAAAAUCGUGUCAAACCAUUCGAUAUCGAUACAAAAAGACGGAAAUAAAAACGAAAACGAACGUUAUUUGGCUGCAUUUGACGCUAACAGUGUAUGUAAUAAACUGAAAAUCGGUUAAGUGAAAUUGGUGGACUCGGUGGUGUGCUUUGUAAAUGAGUGUGUGUUUUUUUUUUUAAAAAGCAAUUAAACUGUCCAACAACUUUAAUAAUAGACCUUUAGUACCACACCGUGUUAUUUUAAACUAAAUCGGAUUUCAAGUGGCCGAUUUAUCGGUGCGUGUCACUCAUAUUUUUCAAUAUAUCGUGCUAAUUCAUUAUUGUUUAACACUACUAAUUGAGACAUUACUUUUCGAAAAGAAAAAAAAAACUAGCAAUCACGGUGGUAGUAAAAAAAUAACAUCUCAUUAAAACAUUUUAUAGACAUGUUCGCAGACAAGCACAAAUUAUUGGUUUUGUUGAAGACGAAAAAAUGAGAAUAAUUCGAAUUGAAUGACUUUUAAACGAAAAAGAACAAUUUUUUUUUUGAAUAAAUAAAAUACGAAUUUCAUAUUCAGAAUUUAAAUAGAUGAAAAAACGGAAUUUAGUGCGAAAUUGAAACUUCAGUGAAAAUCCGACCGUAUUCAAAGAGCAUUUCAACACUCCGUUCAGCCCUGCUAAUCAUCAUACUCACACAUACACACACACAUCACACCAUACUACAUCGAAAAUAAAUUCGCUGCGGAAUUUGGAGAUUCAUGUGUCGUGAAUUGAAUCGCACGAAGCGAGAGAACCAAAACCGAAUUUCAAGAUACGAUUCAAUGACGAUCAUAAAUAACAUUUGAGACGGAACAGUGGAAAAAAAGCCACACAUAAACACAUUGAGCGACUUGGAAAACUGCUGAUAUCGCACCGAUAACUUUAGAGUCGAAUCAACUAUUGGGAUUGCAUCUAAAACGAGAGCGCUACGGUCAUCGAAUGUACAAAGAUAACGGCAAAAUAAAUGUGGAGCUUUUGGCUGAAGUCGGAGACAUUGCACAUCGUUUACGGUCUCUAGAUAAACGUUUAGCCUUGAAUUUGAACGAUCCACGGCUCCAACACGAAUUGCAACAAAGUCAAACGACAACAGCUGAUUCCUCCGACGAACCAACACCAGACCACCAAUGUUCGUCAUCAGAGAGAAGACCGAGUUUGGCAGCACAAAUUGCCCAAGAUAUCGGUGAUCGAAUUAGCGGCGGUAAUAGCGCUGGCGCACCCGAUUCAGAAGCUUUGCAGCAAAGACGCUACAGUAGCAAACAAGUUGAAGAUAUUAUCUUAGAAUUUUACGAGAAACACUUGAUUUAUCAUCAAAACUUAGAGAAGGAACGGUUAGUGGCCACGUCAACAACGGACACCGAAACCGAACCGAGACGAUCACGAAUCUUUCGAUUAACCAGCGGCGAUACGAAUAAUAUGAGCAACUUGCCGUCAUCGAUAGCAUCCACCAAAUGUUCAACGAGUAAAAGUGGCGAAAAUGCCGACAGCCAUGUGAACGAAGAUAGUAGUUUAACCGAACAAACAACCAGUAAACUCAACGAAUUGACUGCUGAACCAAGUAAACCAGAGACAACCACGGGCAGUGGGAAACGAAAUUCGAUUGCGAACCAGCCAAUGCCUGAAAUUCAAAUCAGUAACAGUGAUGAACCACCGAAGCCACGUAAAUCACUUACUGAACUGUUCGAACCAAAGGAGCCGACUAUUGCCGAUUCAACAAGCAACGAAAAAUCGGACACUUACGAAACUUCAGCUACAAUAACCAUAACUACGACGACGACAGCAACAACAACAACAACAACAUCAUCAUCAACAUCACCAAUAACUGGAGGAGUUUGCGGUCACUAUUGCGCUGGUUGGCAAACAUCAAUUUGGCAUAAUCAAUUGGAUGACGACGUCUUACGAACACUUGUUAUGGAAUUGAAACACAAAAUCGAAUUCACCGAAAGAAUGAAUUGGCUUUUAAAUUUUCCAGAUUUAUCGAAACGACCGGCGGGACCGCCACAUCGUAAAACCAGUUUGCCAAAGCAUACCGAGGUUAAGAAACGUUUUAUGGAAAUAUGCGAUCGAACGUUUUCGGACGAAAUCAAGGCUGCGCUUCGAUUGCCAUCAUUUGAUUCGUACGAAUGGGAAGACGAGGAUGUACUCUUUCUAAUGCAAACCAUGUUCAUCGAUACUGGUCUGGUGGAAAAGUUCAACAUACCGUUGCCAACGCUACGCGAAUGGCUUUACGAAGUGUACAAACAUUAUAAUGCUGUACCAUUUCACAAUUUUCGGCAUUGCUUCUGUGUCGCACAAAUGAUGUAUGCAAUCACAUGCCGAACAAAUCUGUCAGCACGGCUUGGCGAUUUGGAAGUGUUGAUAUUAUUAGUAUCGUGCAUUUGCCAUGACUUAGAUCAUCCAGGUUAUAAUAAUAUUUAUCAAAUAAAUGCGAGAACGGAAUUAGCACUAAGAUAUAAUGACAUAUCACCGUUAGAAAAUCAUCAUUGCUCAAUUGCAUUUAGAUUAUUGGAACAUCCGGACUGUAAUAUAUUUAAGAAUUUUAGUAAAGAAACGUUCAAUCAAAUACGUGAGGGAAUCAUAAGAUGUAUUUUAGCCACUGAUAUGGCUCGACACAAUGAAAUCCUUACACAAUUUCAAGAAAUUACUCCUACUUUUGAUUACUCCAAUGAAGCACACAUAAAUUUACUUUGUAUGGUUCUAAUAAAAGUUGCAGAUAUUUCAAAUGAAGCACGGCCUAUGGAUAUUGCUGAACCAUGGCUUGAGCGACUAUUACAGGAAUUCUUUGCACAGAGUGCUGCGGAAAAAUUAGAGGGUCUUCCUGUGACGCCAUUCAUGGAUCCGGAUAAAGUCAGCAAACCGGGUAGUCAAGUUCGUUUUAUUGGCUUAGUAUUGUUGCCAUUGUUUGAAGCGCUCGGCGAAUUGUUGCCCGAGUUAGUUGAAAUGAUCAUUCAACCCGUUCGUGAUGCCCUGGAUUUUUACAAGAAAUUGAAUGAUGCACAAAACAAGACUCGAAAAUCACUCGGAGAGGUGGAUGGAUCAUCGGAUGGCGGUGCAUCACCACAAAUGCCCCGCUCUCAAUCCGGCAUCAGUGUGCGUUCUCGUCGCAGUAUUCCAUCACAGAAAUCCACAUCACGUACAUCGGUGGACGAGCCACUUUGCAUAUCAGCCGAACUACAUGAUCUUCCAGAGGGUAGCGAAAGUGGCGACUCAGAAACUGCAACGGAAGUGGAUAUAGCCGAGAAAACGUCAAAAUUUAAAGUGGAUACCGAAGGCAACAAUCGAAUCAAAAACGUGCCGCAUACUAACCGAAAAGUCAGCCGUGAAAAGCGACCGUCGAUGAUUAGUGAAUUGUGUACAACAGGUUCAGGUACACGGAUGCGUGGAUCUCAUGGUAAUAUUCAUAGUUAUCACAAUAAUCGUUCGAAUUUCGGUGCAAAUCGUGCUGUUAGCUUGGACCAAUACAGCACACAUAAUCGACGGUCGUCAGACGGUCUGCAACAAGUGACGUCUGACAAUAAUGUUUACUAUAAUCAUCAUCCACAUCGUAGUGUUGAUGGCGAUGUACCGGCCACGAUUGCUGAGAGUAUUCAGUUCAAUAAAAGUGCAAAUGAUGAUUUAUCGAGUGGCGGUGAUAUACGCAGUGACCCGCUUAAUCGAAAUUUGAAACCAUCCGAUGAAAAGUCCAAAGCGAGCCAACAGCAACAACAAAUCAAUCAAUAUCCACAACAGCACAAAUACAAAAUCCUAAACACCGCUAGUUCGGCCGCAAAUAACGGCACCAAAUCAUUCAUGUCCCGAUUACGUCAAUUUAGUAGCCGUUUUAGUUUCACUUUCGAUCGUGAUGCAAAACGAAAUAACAGCACCAAUGCAAGUAUCACACGUAACAAUAAUGCCAAUGAAUCGGUGUUGCCAAUAACGAAAGCAAGUUUUUGCUGUGCAAAUAAAACCUCUUCGCCGCUGCAUUUGCCAGCAAAGCAUAUGGAGAGCAUUCAUGUGAUGCCCGGCAACGAUUUGAGUGCACGUCAUCGUGCCCAUUCACUGGAUGUGGUGCGUACUAGACAAUACAGCAGUAGCAACAGUGAAAAUAGCCGAAAAUCGUCACGCAACGAUGAGCACAGCCACAUCAUGCUAAUGAUGGAGGACAAUAGUAAUCAUACGACAACAAUUGGCGAUAAUAAAAGUGAUGCCGAUGAGAGUUUCAGUGCCGUUUGUGUUGGCGGAGACAAUGGCGACCCCGGAAAUAGUAUUUGACAUCAAAGUGUAAGUUCAAAUGCAGGUCUAUCCACGCACUCACAGCAGCAACAAGCCCAACAGUCAAUGUUUUGUGUCUGGACCACAUGCAUCAGUGACCGUAUUACCGCGUUUGUUUGCCAAUGUUGCGAAGCAAAACUGCCCCAACCGGAAAAUUUAUAAGCAUUUUAUUGCAACACAAACACAAAAUCAUCAUCUGCUCUUAGGGAACUGCAUCAUAAAUUAUGACAACGUAGUAAUACAUACAUAAUUGAAGUCGGUGAUCCUUUUCCAUAUGUGUUGUGUGGAUUUAUCGUUCUCUGCUGGCCAUUUGACCAUUUUAUCCACACAAACAAACAAAUACACAUUUAGUAAGAAAAAAAAAACACACACAUAUUCGACAUCUAUGUUCUCUUUAUAAGUAAAAUAAUAAUAACCAUUCAUGUUUUGACGCAAGACGUAUUCGAACCGCACAUCAUUCAAAGGUUCAAUCGAAAUUUUUUGAAAUGACAAAAAAAAAAACUAAUUGUUUAAACCAAAUCGUCGUAAAAAAUAAAAAAAAAUGUUGACAGCGAUUGACAAAAUAUUUAACAAAUUUAUGGAUUAAAAAGAAUAAAAGGAAAAAAUCUUAUUGUUUUUGUUUCUGCUUGAAAAAAAAUGUUUUUAAAUCGAAAUGUUUGUCUCAAAUUGAAGAAUGUAUGCUAUUUAUUGAUGAAGAUGAAAACAAAUCACACAGAAAAAUAAUCAUUGUAAAUGAAACAAUCGACGAAUGUUUUACCUAUAAAACUGUAAAAAAAAAUGACAAAAAAAAAUGUAUAAACAAUUUAGAGUAUGAAAAUAGAUAUUAUUGAAACAAAUCUACAAUCUAUCAUAUUAUAUGGAUGUAAACUGAGCUUCUUCUGCCUCCAUCAUCAACACUUUACAAAGAGAUCGGCGCCGACCAAUUUAUGUCGCGGGACACAGCAUACAACCUUUACCAGUACAUAGUAAAAUUAAACUUUCUCAGAGAAAAAAAAUUGUUCAAAAAAAUGUUUUAAAAAAUGAGAUUAGUUUACUUCAAUUUUUGUGGAGCAAUAGUGCCGAAUAUAUUGAAACAGUAUGAUUAUUACAAUGUGUGCCCGAUCUCUCAACUUUUCUGACAUAUUGAUUCUGAACAAAAAAGGAAUUUUAUGUAAAUGUAACAUUUAAACAUGAAUUUAUCUGUUAAUUGUAUGAAGAAAAAAACGCGGAACAGUAAAUUACAAAUCAAUUUAAAAGAAAUCAAUUUCUUCUGCAACAUAUACAACAAUGAUGGUAGAUGGCUAGUUUGAAAAUAGUGAAUCAUCUCCGAAACCAUAUCACAUAAAUUACUUUCAUUCUGUAUUUCGAACCAACAACAGAACCAGUAAUCAUGAUUUCAUCAAUUUUCUGUCUUCCUCUUCGAUCCAAAAAGCAACCAAACAUAGCUGAAUUUUUCACUCAAAAUCCAUUUCAAACAUUAUUAGUAUUAAACAUGGUAGUGCGAUAGAAUAGCAAGAGUAAAAAAAACUGCCUCCAAUCAGAUCAAAUCGGUUACAAUCGUCCUUCCUCAAAUCACAACCGAAACCAUUACCAUUUAUUGUAGAACCGCCGCAAAGCAAAACCAACUGAAACAAAUUAAAAAAAAAACAUUUUCGAAAUAUUUACGUGUAAAAUGACUAGAGACAUUGUAAUUAUUGAAUUAAAAAAAAAGUCUUUUGAAUAUCAUCAUAAAUAUUAAAAGCAGUAGUGAUGUCAAAUAGGAAAAUUGUCAAAACAGAAUCAGAUACAUACAUACCCAUCCACACACGUGUAAAACUCAUUCUGAAGAAACAACAGACACAAUGAUUACACAUAUACCAAAUAUCCAAUUCAAUCUUGCUUAUGUGAACGUUGGCAAACAGAUUUAUUUCACUACCCAGCAAGAGAGCGUAGAAUGGUUCGAAUGAACAAGAAAAAAAGUAAAACAUUUCCAUAAAUUACCGAUAACAACUGAGAGAGAUAAAAUACAAAACUAGAAUCUGUAGUGCAAUGAGUCAGGAGAAUAUGAACAAGAAGAAAAUAUUGGAUAAAUAAAUGAAGGAGCAUUCCUCCCUGUUUAAUACUUCCAAAUUUAUUUGAUGCAUGAGUCGGGCGACUGGUUCACCUUGUUUGAUUGCACAACAUCAGAAUGGUAAUUUGAUUUAAGUUUUUGGUGCGAUACAAGGUGUACAGUGUACACGUACACCUACACACGAAAAUCAAACUAACCAAUCUUUGAACAUUUUCCGAGACAGAGAGAGAGCAAGCAAAGGAAAGGCAAAAUGAAAAUGUAAUGAUUAGAAAAAAGAGGAACGAUACAGCGGAUAUUGUGUUUUGGAUUUUCAUUUUAUAUCUUCUAGAAAAUUGUAAUUGUUGAAAAAGCAAGGAAAAUUGUAUGGAAAAUCAUACUGGAUAACAAUAAUAUUGAAUUGGAACAAGAAGAAGAAGUUAAAAAAAAAGAAGAAGAAAAAAACAUUUCGAACAAAUUUAAACUUAGACGAUGGAUAUGAACAAACUAUCUAAAAUCACUAUAUCAAUUAUGAAAUUUAUCAAACAAAAUAAACAAAAAUUAAUUGAUGUUGUAAAACUAAA